UACAAAUAUCCAAAUUUGAUCUUGAAAAAUCUUCAGCAGGAUGUGCUUUUGUCCCACACUUGCUCUCAAAAUUAUGCUUAUGCUUAUAAUACCAAUAACCGCAGGAAUUAAUGGCGCACAAAUAGCAAAAGAUGUUUCUAUAUGGAAUACAUUAAAGGGAUACCAUUUUAUUAUGAUCGUUAUUAGCCUAUCAUUGUCCGCAGUCAUACUGUCGACUCUAGUAUUUCUAAUAUAUGCGGCGAUCUGUAAUAGAAUGCGAAUUCUAAAAGUGAUGAUCUUUGUCUUUGCAAUAAUCGUCGUGGUGAAACUGGUAAUUCUGUUCGUGUGUAUAAGCACGGAAACGGAUACGGGUAAGACGGCAGCCCAUCCCAUGUUUAUGGUAUGCUGGUUCCUUACGUUUCUAUGUAUGGCCGCUAUUACUGUAUACUGGCUUCGGCUAUAUGAACUGGCAAGCGAAGCCAAUUAAACUGAAUCUGCUGUAUAGCAUUGAAAAAUACAUAUUCUUCCAAGUAUUUUAUUAAGCUUCAUAGCUGUAGUACAAUAAUAUCGAAAAAUCGUA
Drosophila erecta is the source of this 559-nucleotide messenger RNA. RefSeq lists its product as uncharacterized. The transcript is spliced from 4 exons. The record is from RefSeq and is a predicted model, not a curated record. Bases 41 to 466 code for a protein of 141 amino acids. NCBI's taxonomy places the organism in Eukaryota, Metazoa, Arthropoda, Insecta, Diptera, Drosophilidae.